Parnassius mnemosyne (clouded apollo) is the source of this 339-nucleotide messenger RNA. The record is from the annotation of a GenBank genome assembly. Lineage: Eukaryota; Metazoa; Arthropoda; Insecta; Lepidoptera; Papilionidae.
AUGUUGGUGCGAGAAGACCCACGAAUCACAUACAUGGACAUCGAAAAGAUUGUAGGCAUUAGUUCGGGGAGCAUUCAUACCAUCCUACAUCAACAUCUUGGAGUGAGGAAGCUUUGUUGUCGAUGGAUCCCUCGUUUGCUCUUCGAAAGCGAAAAACAGGCUCGUGUAGAUUGGUGGCAUGAAAUUCGUUUACGUUUUAGAAACGGGGCAUCUAGGCGUGUUUCAGAAAUCGUUACUGGUGACGAGACAUGGAUCUAUCAAUAUGAUCCGGAAAAUAAAAGGCAAUCAUCGGUAUGGUUAUACCAUGAAGCAAAUAUAAAUAGGAGAUGUUUUAAUUAA